Messenger RNA from Neltuma alba, 388 nucleotides. RefSeq lists its product as uncharacterized. The annotation marks the transcript as partial. The record is from RefSeq and is a predicted model, not a curated record. The transcript is spliced from 3 exons. NCBI's taxonomy places the organism in Eukaryota, Viridiplantae, Streptophyta, Magnoliopsida, Fabales, Fabaceae. Gene Ontology annotation, cellular component: nucleus.
AUGGAGCUGCAUCAAAUCAACAACAAGAAAGAAGAACCAGAAGAAAAAGAAGCAAAAAAGCAAAAGGGAAACCAGAGCAUAGAAGACCAUGAAGAUAGACCUGAAUAUGUUCAGCUUGAUCUUCUCCCUCACACCCCAGUCGCUGUUUCUCGCAGUUUUUCUAGGGGCAUGGAUAUGAAUAGAUUGCCGCCGCCGGCGGCUGCGGAGGAGGAUGAGGCGGCGAUGUCGUCGUCUCCGAACAGCGCUGCAUCGUCGUUUCAGAUGGAUCUCAGUGUGUUUAACAGAGGAGGGAGUAGUCUUAGUGGCUGUAAGAGAGAUUAUGACGGAGAGUUAUAUUAUGAUCAAAGGGCUGGUUCUUCAAGAGCAAGCGACGAAGAUGACAACGUUG